AACGAAGUUCUAUACUGCAUAAAUAUAAUGCCAAAAAGAAUAAACAUAAAAAGAAAUAUGUAAAGGGCUACAUGAUUUAUUUAUACUUUAUUUAAAGGUCCAUGAUUGGUACUGUUUUUAUAUUGACCGUAUACAAGUUUUCCCCUCGUUUUAUAAUAGGUUUGACAAAUAUAAAUUGGGGCAUUUUCCGGAUAGUUGUCACACUAUUACCAUUAUCCAAAAUUCAAAUUCCAAUCCAUGGCUUCUUCCCAUCUUCCUCUCCUCUUCCUCAUUUCUAUUUCCUUUCUCUCGGUCUCAUUCACAGAGAGGUGCCACCCAAAUGACAAGAAUACCCUCCUUCAGAUCAAGAAAGACCUCAACGACCCUUACUUCCUCAUCUCUUGGGAUCCCAAAACCGACUGCUGCGACCACUGGUACGUGGUGAAAUGCGACGACAAAACCAACCGAAUUACCGAAUUUGUCCUCGCCCAAACCGAUCUCCAUCUCCCUAUUCCGGCCGCCAUCGGCGACCUCCCCUACCUUCAAGACCUAACCAUCCACGCCUGCAACGCCACCGGCAAAAUCCCACAAGCCAUUUCCAAACUCUCGCAGCUUAACUUUCUCGAUCUCAGACAGAAUCUUCUCACCGGCCCCGUCCCAUCUUUCCUUGGAAACCUCAAAAAACUCACAUACAUCGGACUGUCGCGCAACAGCUUGACCGGUUCGAUUCCACCGUCUCUCUCUCAGCUGCCGGAGCUCAGCGGCCUGCUGUUAGAUCGGAACAACCUCACCGGCGGCAUUCCUGAAUCGUUCGCGGAUUUUAAACAGAAGUCUUUCUAUCUCUACAUGUCACAUAACCAGCUGUUCGGCCCGAUUCCUAGAAGAUUAGGAUACACCAACUUCACCUUCUUAGAUGUUUCUAGAAACAAGCUGGAAGGGGACGUAUCGUUCAUGUUCGGAAAAAACAAGAGUAUGAACACCGCCGACUUUUCCAGGAAUUUGUUACAGUUCAAUCUUUCCAAGGUCGAGUUUUCGGAAAAUUUACAAAACUUGAAUUUGAACCAUAACAAGAUUUUAGGGAGCAUUCCGGCGGGGUUGACUAAUAUUAAUCUGAGUUCGAUGAAUGUGAGUUACAACAGGCUGUGUGGCCGGAUUCCUGUCGGCGGCAGACUGCAGGACUUCGAUUAUACUGCCUAUUUUCACAACAGGUGUUUGUGUGGCCGUCCUUUGCCGGAAUGCAAAUUUUAAUGUUGUUUGAGGAUUUAUAUAUGUAUCAAGUUAAUGGUGUCUUAUCUGUUGUUUAAUGCCUGCUUAUUUUAAUGGAAGACUUCUGGAAUUGGUAAAA
This is a messenger RNA of Salvia miltiorrhiza (redroot sage), 1324 nucleotides long. RefSeq names its product polygalacturonase inhibitor-like. The transcript has a single exon. The record is from RefSeq and is a predicted model, not a curated record. NCBI's taxonomy places the organism in Eukaryota, Viridiplantae, Streptophyta, Magnoliopsida, Lamiales, Lamiaceae. Gene Ontology annotation, molecular function: protein binding. The coding region runs from base 238 to 1227 and encodes 329 amino acids.